This is a messenger RNA of Penicillium lagena, 912 nucleotides long. RefSeq lists its product as uncharacterized. The record is from RefSeq and is a predicted model, not a curated record. Lineage: Eukaryota; Fungi; Ascomycota; Eurotiomycetes; Eurotiales; Aspergillaceae. Bases 1 to 912 code for a protein of 303 amino acids. The transcript is spliced from 3 exons.
AUGUUGACCAUGACACGACCUCGCCAGAGCUGGACAACAGAAGAAGACAUGAUCUUACGGCAGGCAGUGGAAAAAGCAAAGACACAGGGCGCCGUUAGCUGGCACGAGAUCGCGUCCUUCCUCCCCGGGCGAACCAACAAAGACUGCCGCAAGCGGUGGCACGGCACCACGGACACCAAAGUCAAUAAGGGACCUUGGACCAAAGCGGAGGACGAGCGACUUAGUAAAGCCGUCCAACACCACGGUACCAAAUGGGCCGUCGUAGCUUCGGUUGUGGGUACCCGACUGCCAGAUCAGUGCUCCAAACGAUGGAUGCACGCUCUCAACCCGGAGAUCGAUCAUAGCCAGUGGACACCAGAUGAGGAUAAUCUCCUCAUUCACGCGGUGGAACAAUACGGGCGCUGCUGGCAGCAAAUUGUUUCGCUAUACUUUCAUCGGAGAAGCAGUCUUUCAGCGAAGAACCGGUAUCAUCUGCUCCAGCGCCGAUUGCAAAGUGAACCAACUGGAGCGGCGGUAAGCGCGGGCGAUUCAAUUGAGCUGAUAGAGCUGGACAGUGGGAUGGAAAUGACGCCUCCGUGGGAGUCUCCCACCUCUGAUGGAGGAUUGAUAGGCACUUUGCCUUCAAUCUCCCCGUUUCCCUCCUGUGAUCUCUCCGGUGGUCUUCUUUCUGAGUCCCUAGCAUUCCCUUUUCCGUCAUCCGUCACCGAGGAAUACAACCUCAACACGAAUUCGUACCGCUCUUCGACUCUCCUUACGCCGUCGGUGUCAGAUAUUCCACGAAGCCAAUCGCGACCGAAUUCCUCUCAUCGCAGAGUGACAAUCCAGGCAGUAUGCCCUGUGGAUAAUCUGGGAGACAUGUUCCAAGCCGUGACGGAUCUUUCUAUUGCUGCUGUAUUUAAGACGGAUACAUAG